UCUGCUCAUUAUCAGGACAGACCAUCCACAGCUCCUCAGAAUAUUCCAGACUGAAGAAUCCUCCCAUUAUACAACAGCAUUUUUCUACAACUUUUUUUUUGUCCUGAUUUGGAACUCAAAAUCCACUUUUUUCCCUCAAACUUUUGAAUUGAUCUUCAAAAAUGCUUCCAGAGACACACAAGAGUUUCAGCUAUGACGACUGCAAGGCCACUGCUGACUGGCUGCUGGCGCAGAUAGACAUCCGACCAACUGUGGGCAUCGUGUGCGGCUCCGGCCUCGGAGGGUUGGCCGACCUUUUAAAGGACCAGGUGGCCUUCGACUAUAAGGACAUCCCAAACUUUCCUCAGAGCACCGUGCAUGGACACGCAGGAAGGCUGGUGUUCGGCACCAUGAAGGGGAGGCCUUGUGUUUGCAUGCAGGGUCGUUUUCAUCUCUAUGAGGGCUAUCCAAUUCAGAAGAUCACUCUGCCAAUGCGUAUCUUCAAGCUGCUUGGAGUUGAGACAGUGAUUAUCACCAAUGCAGCUGGAGGCCUGAACCAAGACUUUAAGGUGGGCGACAUCAUGGUCAUCAAAGACCACAUCAACUUACCCGGGUUUGCUGGAACUAAUCCACUGGUUGGACCAAAUGAUGAAAGGUUUGGCGUGCGGUUCCCCUGCAUGUCUGACGCAUAUGACAGAGAUCUGCAGCAGCUGGCCAUGGAAGUGGGACAGGAGUUGGGGUACGGAGACUUCUUGAAAGAGGGAGUAUACUGCGUACUCGGGGGGCCUUCAUUCGAGACGAUCGCAGAGUGCCGAAUGCUGCAUGUAUUGGGUGCUGAUGCUGUUGGCAUGAGCACUGUCCACGAAGUGAUCGUCGCCCGUCACUGCGGCAUGCGCGUCUUCGCUCUGUCUUUGAUCACCAACUUAGGGGUGAUGGACUACGACAGCGAGGAGAAGGCCAACCACGAGGAAGUCCUCCAAACAGGCAAACAGCGAGCAGAACAAAUGGAGCAGCUAGUUUCCUCUGUAGUGAACCGGAUUGAACCCAACAACAACUACAUCUGAGAACACACUCUAGGACUAGGACACCUUAUCCUGGUUAUCCUAGUUAUAGUUCAAAGUCCUCCCAAGGAGAUUACUGCCAAAAGUAGACUCCUUCUGCGUCUAAAAUUUGCUAUGAUAUGGCAAAACCUUUGCCUCUGUAACGUGUAGGACAUACAUUCCCCUAAAGGGUGGCUCCACAAUAAGUCACUUCUCUGUUUUUUUGUGUUUUUUUAAAGGCAUGUUUGUUCUAACUUAUAUGAUCAACUUGUAAAAUAACUAUUGUUUAACUUAACAAUCAUCACAAAUUUUCUGUACCAAUCUUAACAUUAUGUGAUUGAAACAUGUACAUUGUACCAGGUAUUUUACUGCUUGUUUUUUUUUUUUAAGGUGUUGCAACUAAAAGUGCUAUUUAUUAAAACGCU
Molecule: messenger RNA, 1444 nt
Organism: Cyprinodon variegatus (sheepshead minnow)
Lineage: Eukaryota; Metazoa; Chordata; Actinopteri; Cyprinodontiformes; Cyprinodontidae
Gene: pnp5a
Product: purine nucleoside phosphorylase-like
Exons: 6
Coding region: 162-1043 (293 amino acids)
Biological process (GO): nucleoside metabolic process
Cellular component (GO): cytoplasm
Molecular function (GO): purine-nucleoside phosphorylase activity
Source: RefSeq, a predicted model, not a curated record